AUGGCGCGUCAAACAGCCACGGCAGCUUGUGGCAUGCUCGGUCCAUUGAAGAUACGAGCGGUUUUCCAGCUGAUACUGUCCCACAGCUUGCAGAGCCUGCCAAAAACGAAGCAAACGUUUAGUCUAGGACAAAGGUUUGCCGCUGACUGCAAGUACCAGUCUAUCCGCAAGACGCGACGAGACGGCAACUGCUUCUUUCGCGCCGUCAGCUUCACCUACCUGGAAAGCCUGCUGAAUGACCAGCAGGAGUACACAAGGUUCAAGCAGCUGGCCGAAAACAGUAAAGAGGUGCUCGUCUCGCUUGGCUUCCAGCGGUUCACAAUCGAGGACUUCAACGGCACGUUUAUGGAUGUCCUCAAGAGGAUUGAGAACUACAUUACCUUGGAUGACUUGCUUAAGAUCUUCAACGACCAGGGCUACUCUGACUACAUUGUUGUGUACAUGAGGUUGCUGACGUCCGGCCAGCUGCAGAAGGAGGCAUCGUUUUUUGCCAGCUUCAUUGAUGGACAGAGGACCGUGCAGGAGUUCUGCAAGCAGGAAGUGGAGCCCAUGUACAAGUAAAUUCAGGAACAAUUCAGGAAGU
Messenger RNA from Dermacentor albipictus, 583 nucleotides. RefSeq names its product ubiquitin thioesterase OTUB1-like. Gene Ontology annotation, cellular component: nucleus. Gene Ontology annotation, molecular function: ubiquitin binding; cysteine-type deubiquitinase activity. The record is from RefSeq and is a predicted model, not a curated record. Gene Ontology annotation, biological process: protein K48-linked deubiquitination. Lineage: Eukaryota; Metazoa; Arthropoda; Arachnida; Ixodida; Ixodidae.